UCAAAUUCUUCCGAAUGGCAAAUAAGUGCUGUUGAAGUUUCUGCUGGAAACUUCAGCAGGGAACUCUUUCACAUCUCAUUAUCUUCUGCAUCAAGCCACAUCAUGUUAAACAACAUUCUCAUAUUGUCUCUUCAGAUAAGCCUCCUAAGAACCACUCUUGGUGGGAAUGUUCUAAUUUGGCCAAUGGAAGGUAGUCAUUGGCUGAAUAUUAAGAUAAUUAUUGAUGAGCUCAUUGAAAAAGAGCAUAAUGUGACUGUGCUGGUUGCAUCUGGUGCACUUUUCAUUACGCCGACCUCUAACUCAUCUCUGACAUUUGAAAUGUAUAAGGUGUCCUUUGGCAAAGAAAGAAUAGAAGGAGUGAUCAGGAACUUUGUUUUGACAUGGCUGGAAAACGGACCAUCUCCUUCAACCAUUUGGAGAUUCUAUCAGGAGAUGGCCAUAGUCAUCGAGGACUUCCACAUGGUGUCUAGAGAGAUCUGUGAUGGUGUUCUUGAAAACCAAAAGCUGAUGGAAAAGUUGAAGAAAAGGAAGUUUGAGGUCCUGUUAUUAGAUCCAGUGUUUCCUUGUGGUGAUAUAGUAGCUUUAAAACUGGGAAUUCCAUUUAUGUACUCUCUGAGGUUUUCUCCAGCCUCAACAGUGGAAAAGCACUGUGGAAAAGUACCAUACCCUCCUUCCUACGUUCCUGCUAUCUUGUCAGAACUCACCGACCAGAUGACUUUCUCUGACAGAAUCAGAAAUUUCAUCUCCUACCAUCUGCAGGACUACAUGUUUGAAACUCUUUGGAAAUCAUGGGAUUCCUACUACAGCAAGGCUUUAGAUGGUAGCCAUUGGUUAAAUAUUAAGCUCAUUCUAGAAGAGUUGAUUCAAAGAAAUCACAACGUGACUGUACUGGCUUCAUCAGCAACUCUAUUCAUCAACUCCAAUUUUGAUUCUCCUGUGAAUUUUGAAACGAUACCUGUUUCUUACAAGAAGAGCAAUAUAGAUUCCUUAAUUGAACAUAUGAUAGUGCUGUGGAUAGAUCAUAGACCAACUCCUCUCACACUAUGGGCUUUCUACAAAGAACUAGGAAAACUCCUAGAUACUUUCUUUCGAAUUAAUAUACAAAUCUGCGAUGGUGUAUUAAACAACUCCAAGUUAAUGGCAAAACUUCACAAAGGAGAUUUUGCUGUGUUGGUAGCAGACCCAGUGACAAUCUGUGGUGACCUAGUUGCUCUGAAGUUAGGAAUUCCAUUUAUAUUCACGUUGAGGUUCUCUCCAGCCUCAACAGUGGAGAGACACUGUGGGAAAAUCCCAGCACCAGCUUCCUAUGUUCCUGCAGCCUUGUCAGAGCUCACUGACCAGAUGACCUUUGGCGAAAGGGUUAAAAAUACAAUAUCUUAUCCUCUGCAAGACUAUAUAUUUCAGUCCUACUGGGGAGAAUGGAAUUCAUACUACAGAAAAUUCUAGGUAAGUC
Messenger RNA from Galeopterus variegatus (Sunda flying lemur), 1453 nucleotides. RefSeq names its product UDP-glucuronosyltransferase 2A1-like. NCBI's taxonomy places the organism in Eukaryota, Metazoa, Chordata, Mammalia, Dermoptera, Cynocephalidae. Gene Ontology annotation, molecular function: UDP-glycosyltransferase activity. The transcript is spliced from 3 exons. The record is from RefSeq and is a predicted model, not a curated record. Bases 103 to 1446 code for a protein of 447 amino acids.